GUGGUUGCAGCAGUCAGAAGUUUCUUCUUCUGUUGUUUGAUGCCAAGCAGCACCAGUUGUGUUGGGUUUUUGUGUGGCUUUUUUGGAAAUGGCUUCUGGACUUUGUGUGAGGGUGCUCUUGCUCUCACUCUUAGCCUUUGGGCCACAUGCUGGGGCACUGAGCUACAGAAGUGGAGACUCCAGUGGAGUUACACCGUACUUUAAGGUCCCCAGUGCUUUGCUCAGAGGCCAUAAACCAGCUUUAGCCCCUUCCAGAUAUGAGAGUUCUGCACAGACUGGAGGAUCUCAAAGUGGCUCUGGACCCAGUUACCCUGAAGGUGGCUCAUCUGAUGAACUGGAGCCUGCUGGUGCCAGAGGUUAUACUGGUUAUUAUGGAAGGCAAGUAGAUGGUAACAGUCAAGAAGGAAGUGUUCCUAGUUACAGGCCUAACCCAAUGAUUCCUUCAAAACCCAGAGAGAACCCGCUUCAGCCAAGUUACCACGCUAACCCUGAUAACAUUCAGACCAAAAAAAACAUGUGGAAUUUUGCAUUUCCCAAUAAUGGAAACAAAUUUCAGUUAGGCAGUGUUUCAAGUUCUGGUAUUAAGAUGGAUAUUGCACCGCUGAGCUACCAGCCCCAGCAGCUGUCGAGCUACCAGCCCCAGCAGCCCAAGCAGCUGUCGAGCUACCAGCCCCAGCAGCCCAAGCAGCCGUCGAGCUACCAGCCGUCGAGCUACCAGCCCCAGCAGCCCAAGCAGCCUUCGAGCUACCAGCCGUCGAGCUACCAGCCCCAGCAGCCCAAGCAGCCGUCAAGCUACCAGCCGUCGAGCUACCAGCCCCACCAGCCCCAGCAGCCGUCGAGCGACCAGCCCCAGCAGCCUGUUAUGCAAAGGAAAGAUGACAUGUGGGACUUUGCGCUUUCCCCUGAUGGUGUCGCUUUUGACCCUGAUGAGAUGUCCACUUACCCUGAAGGGAAUGUUGAGCCUAGAAAUUUUAGACCAACUUUAAUGGUGGCCCCAAACCAUCCUGGAUGGCAGCGGCAAUGGGGACGUGUGUGAGGUCAUGAGCUUGACUAUGUAGACGUAAGUGACUCUUCUGGAGACUCUGGCAUCUUUGAGAAAUUCAAUAAAAUAAUUUGAACUACA
Paralichthys olivaceus (Japanese flounder) is the source of this 1123-nucleotide messenger RNA. The record is from RefSeq and is a predicted model, not a curated record. NCBI's taxonomy places the organism in Eukaryota, Metazoa, Chordata, Actinopteri, Pleuronectiformes, Paralichthyidae.